AUGAUUAGUUCUCCAGAUUUGGUCGCUUUCACUAAAGAAACAGAUUUCAGUGAAAUAGUAAAAGACCCAUCAGUACUUCCAGAAGAACUGUCUGUUCCCUUGUACCCCUACGCUGGGGUCACCACCCCAUGGUCCAAGACUUGUGGAGCUAAUUUUACAAAGGAUUUUAUCCUUUUAUCAGAGUUUUCGGAGCAAGUUGGGCCUCAGCCUUUGCUUACGGUUCCUCCUGACAAGGCAUGUGGGACAUUUGAUUUGAACCACUUCUCCCUUCGGAUAAUGUCAGUGGACUAUCAGACCUCGCUCACAGGCCCAGCCAGUUGUGGCUCUUUAAAACUGAACUUUGUAGAAGACUCAAAGGUAGUUUUAGGGGACUCCAGAGAAGGAGCGUUUGCGUAUGUGCACCAUCUUACUCUCUAUGACCUGGAGGCUCGAGGGUUUGUGCGACCUCUCUGCCUUGCCUAUGUGUCAUCUGAUGAGCAUAAAAUCAUACAGCAAUUCCAGCAGAUUUCCACAGAGUUCUCCAAGGUCUCUGAAUGUCUAAAAACGGGGAACAGGAAGAACUUUGCUAAUGAACUGGAGAUAAAACUCAGAGAUUUGGAGUACACAAGAGUCGCGGUACUUAGAGAAAUCAAAAGCGAGUUGAAUGAUGCAUCUGUAGUGUGCACCAGUGAAAGGGAGCACAUGCUGAAUGGUAUGCCUACAUUAGAUGUGAAACUGAAAGAAAAAUCUCACAAAGAUGAAGUGGAAUUACAAGAGAAAGACAGAUGUGAGAUUUCAAGAAAGGCAGAAGUAGACUGUGAAAAGGGGAAUAGGUCAUGUAUAACGCAUGAUAGAGAUGAACAGUUCGAAGGGAGAAGGAAAAACAAGCAGGAUAAAGGAUCUUACCCAAUGCCUAAUAAAGGUGAUGAACUGGCCAGUGUUGAAAAAUCCAUUCAGGAAUACAAAAGCCUUCUAAAGCAGGUCACUUCCUACCGAACCAGGAAGCUUAGAGACUCUGAAUACUCUCCUUAUGAACCGGAUGACCUCCCUCAUUCCUUUGAGUUUGAUCUGGAUGAUUUAAGGCACGGUCAGCUUGCUGGGCAGGAGUUGGAAUGCAAUGUUUUUCCUUGCACAGACACACCCUCACAUUCUUUGAAGCUGAUGAACUCAAUUUCAUCUUGCCGAUUUGACAAGCGUCUGAAAACUCUCGAGGAGUUGUGUGAUGACUACUUCCACCAACAGGCUCUACAGCAACUGAACUGCAUUGAGAGGACUUUCAGAGGAGACGCCUGCCAUCUCUAUUCACAACAACUCUGCCGCAAUCUUCUCCACAACCUCAAAUUUACCAAUUUCUUAUUUGAAGAUCAAUGUGACUUGGAAGAUGACGUGGGGUUGCAGAUUGGAAUAGCUGGUCAACAUUCAGUCCGACAACCUUCCUUUCUUCCUGCACCAUCAAUUCUAAGUGAACCUGUCAGUCUUGAGUCGUAUGUCUCCUGCGUUGAAAUGGUGCCAAUCAAACUAGACUUGGGCGGAUCCAGCCAAUCUCCAGGUGUACCUGGUUCAGUAAAUACCCCAGCCGAAGAUAACAGACCACUAACAUCCUCCGCAGUAGAGACUGAAAUGGAAAAUGAGGGCGUAGUUUCAGCUUCUGAUUGCCAAGAAAAUGUGGGAAUGUGUGUUUCAGCUUUGAUGAAGACCAGUAUUAGUAGUGGAGAUAGUAUUGAGGUCUUAGGAACAGAGAAGUCCUUCAGAUCACAGGGUUCAAACAUACUAAUAGAUACAGCACUACAAAAACCUCCACUUUUGUCCACUACAGUCGUGCUGGAAGGUCUAAAGCAAGGGAGGGUAAUUACCAGACGGACUUGCAGUGAAGACAGCAUUGAGGUGCUUUGCACAACAGAAUCAAUCCUACCAGAAGACCUGCGUGCGUCAUACCCUUGCGCAAUUGAUGAGGAAAGUACAGAGCAAGAGACUGAUGAGAAAGACGCAUCUCAAAACCAAAAGGACAAACAAGUUGAGUGCGUUUACAGUGCGGGAAAUGUUCCUCGAGGUGCCUGUAUAGAGGAGCCACAAGAUUUUUAUCCUGCUGUCACCUUAACCCCACCUGACUGUCCUACGACUUUGUCCCUUGGUCGGUCAAUCUCCCAAGAUGUUUGCCAUGCUUCAGAAUUAAUCCCCCUCUCAUUGUUAGAUGAGCCUGGUCGGAUAGCACCUGAUGACUUGUCAGACUGUUUCAGCUAUCGGAGCACCACUGCCUCUACAACCUCCGAAUGCACUUUUCUAACUUGUCUUCCAAAGAAUAAAAGAGAAGGUGGGACUAGACGGAGACGUGGAAGAGUAGGGCGAGCAGCGUUGCAGUUUUUACGACAGUAUCCCUUUGCAGUGCAUGCAGUGUUUAGCCUUCUGAGUGGCCAAACUUUGGUAGUACUAGGCAGCGAGGAGGCUGCAGUGAGACGAAUGGUUACAGCACUCUCCGUGUAUAUGCCACAUCAGAGUAGAUACAGAGACGGCAUUCAACCAUGGACUUCAACGCCACUGCAACUAACUGACCUGCUCAACUGGAAACUUAUUGGCUUUAACAGGAUGUGCUGUUACACUUACACAAAUAUGCCUCACUGCCUGGGCCAUUACAGCCGAUACCUCAGCAUUCUAGAUGUGGAUCAAAAGACACUGCGCUGCUCAUCCUACAGUGGUACUCUUCUCAACACGCUGGUGGAACCAAGGAGCCACUUUAAACGUGGAAACACCUACUUCAUGUUUGCUCAAAGUGUGCAAAGCAAGCUUGCCACCACAGCAUUCCUUUUAACAUUUUCACAUGGUUUCCAUACACCCAGAAGGCCUCGGGAAUGUACAUGGACGCAAUGCUUUCAAUCUGAAAUUCACAGAGAUGAUAAGAGAAUCCUAAACUAUUUAUCUGAACUCAUCAAACUGCACUUCAUGGAGGUUCCACCCAAUGUCCUUAGAUUUAGCUACAACACAAACUCUAUUUUCAAACUCUGAAAGUGUCACUCACACAAACUAGCCAAUGAUUUGUGUUGCUUUGCUUUUAUUGCCUUUAAAUGAAAAUUUGCUUUUGCCCAGAAAUAUAAACAGCAUAUUUACAUUAUCCGCAUGCUUUGAUAUCUUGUUGACAGAGUAAGUUGAAAUGAAUAUUGUGGUCUAAUCUUGUGUGCAAAAAUUCUCUUUACAACCUAAAAUGAGCUACAAAGCAAAUUUAAACAGCUUCAUAGUAGUGUUGCAUUUGAAACUUACAGUAUGGCUGAUGGUCACAACUGUAUUUUGUUCUGUUGCAGAAUUCAUUGUUUGUAUUUAACGUCCAUCAUAUAUUGAUCAUAGUCCAGUAAUUGCACAUAAUAUUCUCAGGCGAAGAAAAAUAAAACUGCAUGAAGGGGCAAAAACAUCUUAACUGCCAUGCCAUUUAUAAUCUAUGAAAACAUUAAAUCCACUCUGUAUGUACAUUAAAAAAAAAAAAAAAAAGUUUUUAAAA
Puntigrus tetrazona (Sumatra barb) is the source of this 3466-nucleotide messenger RNA. It is a transcript of the gene smcr8b, whose product is annotated as Smith-Magenis syndrome chromosome region, candidate 8b. Gene Ontology annotation, molecular function: GTPase activator activity. Gene Ontology annotation, cellular component: guanyl-nucleotide exchange factor complex. NCBI's taxonomy places the organism in Eukaryota, Metazoa, Chordata, Actinopteri, Cypriniformes, Cyprinidae. The record is from RefSeq and is a predicted model, not a curated record.